This is a messenger RNA of Lichtheimia ornata, 954 nucleotides long. RefSeq lists its product as uncharacterized. Lineage: Eukaryota; Fungi; Mucoromycota; Mucoromycetes; Mucorales; Lichtheimiaceae. Gene Ontology annotation, molecular function: phosphatidylinositol transfer activity. The transcript has 4 exons. The record is from RefSeq and is a predicted model, not a curated record. Bases 1 to 954 code for a protein of 317 amino acids.
AUGAACGUAUUCCGUUUCAAGUCAAACUCUGCUGCAAACGUUAACAAUAGCGAGCCCAAAGUGGUCGAUAAUGGACCAGUGACGCACGAGCCCAUCCUUACCCCGCCAGCUGACUAUAGCCCCAGCCUACCACCAGCAUUGGAUGAGUCGCAGCAGCAAAAGCUUGACCAAUUGCGAGAGUAUAUUGAAGGCAUCAUGCUUCCCAAGGAUCAUGAAUAUUACCCGAGUGAGAGAGGUUUUGUCACUGAUGGCACCUUGAAGCGCUAUAUGCGAGCACGUAAAUGGGAUUAUGAGGCGGCAAAAAACAUGUUGGAGAAUACCAUCAAGUGGCGUCGUGAUUAUCGCCCAGACGAGUUGGAUCCUGAAUACAUUAAGCCAGAGGCUGAAACGGGUAAAAUGUACUUUGAUGGUUUCGACAAUGCUGGUCGUCCCAUUUGGAUCAUGCGACCCCGACUUCAAAACUCCAAGGACAACGAGCGCCAAGUCAAGCACAUUGUCUAUUGCUUGGAACGUGGCAUCCGUCUUAUGCCUGCCAAGGUUGAAAACAUUGCUAUCAUCGUUGACUUCAAGGAUUCUGCUUAUGCACACAACCCAAGUGUGGCUACAUGCAAAAAGUUCUUGGAUAUCCUCAGCAAUCAUUAUCCUGAAAGACUCGGCAUUGCGUUUGUUGUUAAAUCCCCAUGGUUCUUCUUCACCACAUUCAAGCUCAUCUCGCCUUUUAUGGAUCCUGUCACCAAAGCAAAGAUCAAGUUUGUAUACGAUGAUGAAAAGCGUACCAAAGAUGAUACCAAGGGCUUGAAGAAUGAAUGGGUGCACAUUGGUGAUUACAUCCCCAAGAACAUGCUUGAAUGCGAGUAUGGUGGUGAUUACAACUUUAAAUACGACAUUGAAUCGUACUGGAGGGCGCUUUUGGAAAAAACCGGCAACCCCUACAAGGUCAUCGAAUAUCAUUAA